AUGGCCAAGGGUGCGCCCAAGGGCAAGUCUUCGGCUUCGUCGGCCACACGCAAGAAACAGGCCAACAAGGCCGCCAAGAAAGUCGCUUACGAGCGUGAUGAAGACGGCAACCUUUUGCAUCCCGAACUCGCCGAAGCUUUGGAGAAGCAGAAGCAGCAUGGUUUGCAGCGUGGACAGAAGAAAGACAAAUCCAACAAGGAUGGCAAAGGCGGAAAGAAGAGCAAAGCCGAGAAAAAGAAGCAGUACGUUCCCCCUCCCAAACCGCCGCAGCCGCUGCCUGACCCUCUCGAUUCCAUGGGCCUCGCCUCUCUGCUCCCUGCGGAUCUUGUCGUACUUUUACGUAAAGCAUCCAAGAAGGAUGUCAUCACGCGAUGUCGUGCCCUCGAAGGGCUAUUGACUUGGGUCGAAGAUGCACUGGGUAAGUCGACAUCCUCUGCUGCGAGCGAGCCGAACGUCGAUACGUCCAGCCUCAGCUUAGAGCAGAAGAGAGAUGCCCUCGUGAUGAUGCUUCCCAGCUGGGUCCAUCUUUUCCCUCGCUUGGCCUUGUCUCCAACGCGUCGACUACGUCUCUUGACCAUGCAAAUCCACAUCUUGCUGCUUGAAAAGCCACAAGCUUCCUCAAAUGGAAUCUCGUCAACACGUGAAGAGCUGUUGGAAUCACCUCAAUACAUCGAACCCAUCUUGGGUCCCUGGGCCAUUCUCUGCCACGACACGGAUCGCUCUAUCGAACGUCUCGGCCGCUUGGCUUGGACUGAUACUUGCACUUGGAACGAUAAGCAAUCAGCCGACCCGUUCGUGGAAAGAGACAGUACCGUCCAACUGAAUCUCACCGAAUACUGUGACACGCUCGUGGCGCACCUGCGCACCAUUCUCCUAUCGCCCUCUCCAUCCUUUACCUUGUCCAUGACAUCUGCUCAUGCCGUCGCUUCCGGUGAUCCUUCCUUGUCUCGAAACUCUUCAGGCUACGCUACCCCAUCGCUGCAGGUAGGCGGUAUCGAACGAGAUGCUAAGAAUCGAGACGAGAGCAAUGUCGAGGAGGAUACACCAGCACUCGACAAACGCCUGGUCGCUGGUGCCCUCUCCGUGCUGUCCUCAAUCCUGCGCCAAAAAUCAGACGCCGAGUUCGAACAAAGUCUGCAAGAUAUCUUCUCAUCGAGACUUGUGUGGGCUUCUCUGUCGCCUCACAACCUCGCCGCGUCCUCUGCACCCCGAUCUGAGACAGCCACAGCCAUCACCUCGUUCGGAUUCGAUUCUCCUUCCGUACGAUUGCGCGCCUGGACAUUGCUGCGCACUCUCUUCGAAGUAACACCCAACGUUCUUGAACAGCACAUUAACACAAUUGGUAUGGUGGCUAUGUCUUCGGUAUGGUUCGAGCGUGACAAUGCCGUUCAAAGGUCCACACUCGACGCUAUCCUGCCUCUUCUUAAGAAACAUCCCGAACUCUGGCUCAUUGGUGAAAAAAGCAACGAGAGAGGCAAGCGAAGUAAAGCUGACAGCAGCGAUGACGACGAUGACAACGAUCAUGACGAAAAUGAAAGUGAAAAUGACGACGAAAACAACGAUAGCUCCGACACCAGGUCUGACGACCGUGACAUGGAUGCUCAAGACCCCAUCCAGGAAUCGAGUCCCAAGCCGCGAUCGUACACCUCCUUCUUGCAGUGGCUGCAGUCGGCAUGUGGCGGUGCUCCUCACUUGGGCUAUUCAUCCGUCGUGGUCUUCAUCUCCACGAUCCCACCCGAACUUCUCGCUUACGAUAACUUGGAUUCUGCCUCUGAUCUUCUCACCAACUUCUUCUCGGCUUUGUACAGCCGUCCGCUCGACUUUGACCCCGUCGGCUGUCGUGCUUUCUUCACAUCCUUUACCGAAUGCGUCACCUUCAUGGCUUUGCGCAUGAGCCGUGCUGGUCCCAGCAAUGGGAAAGGCAAUGCAGCAUUCGCAAAGGAGCUUGUACGUGUCCACUUUGGCGCUGUCUGGUCAGAAUUGGUACUUCCCAAGGCUAGCUUGCUAACCUCACUCGACAUUGGCUCCGUCGAGGAAGACACCGACGAAGCAGGAAGAGCACAGAGGAUCAAGAAUAUUGGGUCCACACGCAUCGUAUCAGAUCUCGCCGUCCAAGUUCGACGUAUUGCAGCGUCCACAUCCGAGCUCAACGUUGCUGGCCCUUUCCUUGCCGAGACCGAGGUGGAUCUUGUCGAAAUGACUCAGGCUCUCUGCAAUGCGCAAGCAAGGGACGCUAAGGUACUGGCCGCACUUGAACGGGUGACCUCCUUCUACGCUGCGUUGUCCCCGGCCCAAAGUCAAGCUGCGGAUGCAGAGCUUCGGCGCGUCGCAGCAUCCAGUAUUGGACAGGCGAUCAAGCUCGCAGCGUCGGGUCUCGCUGACAUUGGAGCUCAGGACAGCACGCCCUCGGACCUCAAGCGACUACGCACUACCCUGCUUUGCGAUUUCCUGUGCGUUGCGCUGAGAGCUACAGUCAGCGCAUCAGGCGCCCUCGAUACUUCCGUCACUCAGGUAUUGACCAAGGUUUCAGCUUUGUCUAUACCACAACUCAUGGCGACUAGAUGCGUAGCUCCGAAUUCCGCGGCUGCUUUUCUAGCCGCGUAUUUGCCUCUGUGCCCGGACGAACAAGCUCGCGCAUCGAUUUGGACCGAGACACUGUCGUCCGUCGCACUGCUCGCUGAGCUGCGAGAUCGAGUUGAUGCUCUUUCGGAGCUGUUCCUUGCUUCAGAAGCUGUUGCAAAAGCAGCUUUUGCUAACAACGCCAAAGAACUCCAGCUGCCACAACCAGCACCGGAGGCUGGUAUCGAGGAUCUAGCCAUCGGGCUCGUCACGAGCCUGUGCGACAGCGCGGGAGCGCCCAGCGAGCUUCGCUGCCGCCUUCGCGAGGUGAUCUCUAACAUCCUGACCAAACCGGGGUCAUUUGUUGACACGUCAUGCGUCGAAGCAAUGUUGUCGAUCGUCUGUUCUACAAUCGAACAGCUGAGGAAUACUUUACUGGAACGCCCACGCUCAGACGAAGAUAGUCUACUUCGCCGGCGCGUGGCAGCUACUACACAGGACUUGCUGCAUGUGCUUGAUUGCUGGAUCAAAGCUCAAGCGUCGAAAGCCGAUGUUCGACGAACCCUUAAAGCCCCGUCCUUCACAGGUGUGCUGGUUGCUGUCUCAGAGCUGGUUCAUCUCUACCAUGACUGUGGCGAUCCAAGCGCAUCGCCAAACGACUGGGUCAGCAAGGCAUAUCCCUCCGAAGUACGCGCUUUGGCCUUUUCCGUGCUACAACAUGUUUUUGAGGGAUCCUCCGAGCAGGAGUUAAAGGAGAUGCGGAAGCAGGAGAUGGCAAGCCUUCAAGACCAUUUGCUGGACAUUCACGUACCUGUCAUUCGUCUGGUGAAUGCCGCUGGAUACGAAGCCUCGCCGCUUCCAGAACCGUUGGAGCUCCGCGAGAUGUUACUGAAGUCUUGUCGUCAGACAACCCAUCCAGCACUGAUGGUUUUUGACCCACUAGUUCCACACCAGCGUACCUCGGAGAAGCCCUCUGCAACCUCAGACUCGCUAGUUGAUGGCCAGGGUCUCGGCAUUUUCGCUCGUGUCUGUGCUGCUGCUCUUCUGAUCCUCGACCAGGAUCGCGCAGAGGCCAAGAAGCUCGUACAUCUACUGCCCUACGUCAUUCUGCUUUCCAUUUUCAUCGAAGAUGAUUUGCUGCUUCCAGGCUCAUCCAAGCAUGCGCUCGACUCGUCAGUGCUUCCCGAAGCGCACCGUGCAUGGCUGCAAUCCUCAGUGACUGCUGCCACGGCUCUGAUCUCGUCACUCAGCUACUCAGUCACCGAGAACUGGCACAACGACAUGGUUAUGACUCUGCAGCGCUCGAGCGUCAUCGAUGCCGAAAAGGACGGCAUCGGUCACGUACUUACUGCGGUAUGGAAGAUGUCGUCAGAAGCUCAUGUGCCAAGCAGCUACCUGGCUCGCGUUUUCCAUCGUCUGCUCAACGCUGCUUUCAGCUUCGGUACUGUCACGGAAGCUGGUGCUGAUCGCUGGCUCAAGCUCGGCGAUGCAGUACAAGACCGCAUGCCAGCCAUGGCUUCCGCCAUCUUCCAUGCAGCCAAGCCAAUCGCUGGCUCGUCUCCUAUCUACGAGCGCCUGCGUAAUGGUGCUGCUGCUAAGCUCGCAGCACUCGGAUCAAAUACAGCCGGAGACAGCAUCUUGCAUUCACUACGCACACUUGUGGCACUCGCGCCGCCGGUCGACUCUGGUCUCGCUCUUAUUCCACAGCAGCGGGCGAUGAUGCUGCUUAAAGAUCUGCAAAAGUGGUAUACCGAUGAAGAAAACAGCGGGGACGCUGAGGAAGAGACAUCAACUCGUCUGGCCGAGCUGUUUGUUCAUCUGCUUCCUGUGGUUCAAGAUGUGCAAGGCAGUCAUAUUGACUUUAUCUUCGAUACACUCGAGACAAAUUUGGAAUUCUGCUCACUCGCCGAGGACGAUACGGUAGCACAGCUGUACCACAAUCUGCGACUGCUCGAGACGAUGUGCGACUUGGCUUCGACUAACGCGAAUCUGCGAGAAUACUGGAAGAAUCGAAGCGUCGCCUCGGUGGAUUUGGUUCGCGAUCAGUUCCUUUCGCUGGCUGGCGUGCAGUCGAUCUCGGCACCCAAGCAGGCAUGUGUCGAUGUGAUCGUUGAGCUGAUCCGCGAGACGUCAGAGGCGCCCUUUAAGUUGCAAGAAACAGCGGGUGCUCUGAGCAAGCUUCUGGUGCAGAGUCCAAGCCACGAGGUCCAGGUGAUCAGCUACCGUUUGCUGAGUGGCGCAAUCCGGGAGCAUGUAAAGGAACUUGUGGUCGAGUCGGCAGUAGACCGAGAGUCGCUCGCCACAGAGGAAGGACAGAGAAAGCUCAAGCUUCCGGAGGCGCUGGUUGCCAACGUUGGCGACAAUCUUGGCACUCAGCUGAACGUGCUCGUGGAGGAAGGAGCUGCUCGUCGCACUGCGUUUGGCUACUUUCUCAGCUGGAUCGCGGUGUUUGACCACUUUGAGGGCGCGUCGUUGUGGGUGAAAUCUGCGUUUUUGAGCGAGAUCGAAAAGCGGGAUUUGUUGGUCGAGUCGCUGUUGCCUAGCGUGUUUGCACUGGUGGGAUUGGCGGAUGAGAGUCGACGAGGGUUUGAUCCAAGUCGGUUUGUUCUGGAAGAGGUGUUCCUGGACCAGAUUGACGCCGAAUCGUCACUGACCGUGUUGCAAGUGUUGGCAGCACACGUGUACUUGCGAGCGCUCAUUCACAUGCCUACGACGGUUCGCAGCUGGUGGAUUGACAUCAAGGACCGACAGCAUUCUAUGCAGAUUGCCAGCUUCACCACGCGGUACGUGUCGCCGAUCAUUGCCAAGCGCGAAUUGUCGCACCUGCGCGAGCCGGAAGCGCUGUCGAAAUUGCAAGACGAGGCGCUGUCGAUCAAGAUUCUAUCGACCAACGAAGUGAUCGCCACAUACGUGGUCGAUGAACACCCUAUGGAAAUAGGCGUCAAGAUCCCCGCCGACUUUCCGUUGCACGGCGUCGAAAUUCGCGACAUCCAACGCGUCGGUAUUACUGAAGCCAAAUGGCGAUCCUGGCUCCUAGCCGUACAGCAGCUCAUCACAGGUCAGAACGGCCUUAUCUUUGACGCGCUCAGCCUGUUCAAACGCAAUGCCGAGGUCCAGUUCCAGGGCUUGGACGAGUGUGCUAUUUGCUACUCUAUCAUCUCACCGAUGGACAGGAGCUUGCCUACAAAGCCGUGCAAAACCUGCAAGAACAAGUUCCAUGCAGGCUGUCUGUUCAAGUGGAUCUCCACGAGCGGGGCCAGCACGUGCCCGCUGUGCCGAUCCAUCCUGUAG
Messenger RNA from Mycosarcoma maydis (corn smut), 5850 nucleotides. Its product is annotated as ubiquitin-protein ligase RKR1. Gene Ontology annotation, molecular function: ubiquitin protein ligase activity; zinc ion binding; ribosomal large subunit binding. Gene Ontology annotation, cellular component: RQC complex; cytosol. The transcript has a single exon. The coding region runs from base 1 to 5850 and encodes 1949 amino acids. The record is from RefSeq and is a predicted model, not a curated record. Gene Ontology annotation, biological process: rescue of stalled cytosolic ribosome; ribosome-associated ubiquitin-dependent protein catabolic process. NCBI's taxonomy places the organism in Eukaryota, Fungi, Basidiomycota, Ustilaginomycetes, Ustilaginales.